Batrachochytrium dendrobatidis JAM81 is the source of this 963-nucleotide messenger RNA. RefSeq lists its product as uncharacterized. Gene Ontology annotation, molecular function: hexosyltransferase activity. The record is from RefSeq and is a predicted model, not a curated record. Gene Ontology annotation, cellular component: Golgi membrane. Gene Ontology annotation, biological process: 4,6-pyruvylated galactose residue biosynthetic process. The transcript has a single exon. Bases 1 to 948 code for a protein of 315 amino acids. NCBI's taxonomy places the organism in Eukaryota, Fungi, Chytridiomycota, Chytridiomycetes, Rhizophydiales.
AUGACAUUUGCCACAAAAACUAAAAAAGGAUGCAUCAAACGACUAUCGCGAUGUGCUGCUCUGGUUGUUGCAGGAUAUCUCAUUAUCAUGGUAUCCAUGCACUAUAGUAUCAUGCCUACUCUCUUUCAGUCAAACUCCACCUUAACCCAGACUCCGCCUCAGACAUUAAAUUUUCAAAUUACAACAGAUGCACAUACCGCUUUAUUGUCUUCUGACACUGCUGCUACAUCAAACUCUAAACUCAUUUUAGUGGGUAUUCUUACAUCGGUGGAAAAGCUUCAGCGUCGAACAUUGAUUCGAGAUACUUAUGCUCGACUCAAACCUGCAAAUGUAGAUCUUGUGUUUGUAUUCGGAAGACCAAAAGAUUCAUCCUAUGAAGCUCUCAUUCGGCUUGAAUCCAUUCGCUAUGGUGAUAUCAUGGUGGUUGACUGUAAGGAAAAUAUGGAUGAUGGAAAAACGUUUGCUUUUUUUAAGCAUGUUGGGAGUGUGUAUCCACCUGAACAAUAUGGGUUUGUUAUGAAGGCAGAUGACGAUUGUUGGAUUGGGCUGGAUAACUUGGCUAAAUGGGUCAGCACCAUGCCACAAACUGGAACAUACUUUGGACGACAUGUUUCUGGCACUGGGUUCAUGGCUGGCAUGGGAUACGGCUUAUCGUUUGAUUUGGUGCAAUGGAUCGCGACAGAUGCAUAUCCGAGCCAACAUCGUAUUGGCCAAGAAGACUCGUUAUUGGCAUCGUGGUUGCGGCACUCGAACCAAUUGAAACAUUACAUUGGAGACGAGACAAAAGCUUUCUAUGACGAUCCGGCGCAUGCUAGAGGGUGGGCACAUCCAUAUACUGCGAAUACCAUCUUGAUUCAUCGGUUAAAAAACGAGGCUUGGUUUCUUAAAGCCGCUGAGCAUUUUUUACCUGCUGAAUUCUUUCCCAAUGUGCCCAACUUGAACCAGUAAAGUACACCAGUCUAA